Messenger RNA from Microbotryum saponariae, 418 nucleotides. NCBI's taxonomy places the organism in Eukaryota, Fungi, Basidiomycota, Microbotryomycetes, Microbotryales, Microbotryaceae. The record is from the annotation of a GenBank genome assembly.
AUGAUCGAUACGAGGGCAAGGAAGAGCUCCGAGGUGAUUGCUGGCGGAACGGCUGUCUUGGCCGUCGGUUCGAUCGUCGACGGGUUCAACAAUCUUCGUACGAUCCCAAAGAUGGCAGCGACAUUGAGACGCGUGAGCAACAUCGGUCGAUCACCGCACAGGCCUUCGAUGAACUUGGCCAUGAAUAGGUACGUCCGAGCGAUCGCCUCCCCGUCCGAGGAGGUAGAAGUCAAGGUGAGGUUCAUCAGCAAGGUCGGGAAGACCUGCAAGAGGUUCGAAAGACAGCCGGAGCUGAUCUUGGUUGAUCCUUCAGGUCCGUCUCUGAGUAAAACGAGAGCGACAUGUAGCGUCGCCUCGAUCGUCCGAGAUCCAGGCCGUGUUGCACACUCGGUGGCAAGGGCCGCGACGCUGGAGCUGA